This is a messenger RNA of Dipodomys ordii (Ord's kangaroo rat), 1617 nucleotides long. Its product is annotated as malignant T-cell-amplified sequence 2. Gene Ontology annotation, molecular function: RNA binding. The transcript has a single exon. NCBI's taxonomy places the organism in Eukaryota, Metazoa, Chordata, Mammalia, Rodentia, Heteromyidae. The coding region runs from base 149 to 694 and encodes 181 amino acids. The record is from RefSeq and is a predicted model, not a curated record. Gene Ontology annotation, biological process: formation of translation preinitiation complex.
GGCUGGACCACUUUCCGGUUGACGACAACGGCCCGACCGCGUCCUUCGGUGCCGGCCUUCCUCGAGUGCGGAGCUUCCCGGGCUCUCCCCGUCACCGGUUCAAGUUUCGCGUGUGCCCGUCCCGGUUGGCGCCCUUCACCCGAGGAUCAUGUUCAAGAAAUUUGACGAAAAGGAAGAUGUAUCCAACUGUAUCCAGCUGAAGACGUCGGUUAUUAAGGGUAUCAAGAGCCAACUGACCGAGCAGUUUCCAGGUAUUGAGCCGUGGCUUAAUCAAAUCAUGCCCAAGAAAGAUCCCGUUAAGAUAGUCCGGUGCCAUGAACAUACGGAAAUCCUUACGGUAAAUGGAGAGUUGCUGUUUUUCAGACAAAGAAAGGGACCUUUUUAUCCAACCCUCAGGUUACUUCACAAAUACCCUUUUAUCCUGCCACAUCAGCAAGUUGAUAAAGGAGCCAUCAAAUUCGUGCUCAGUGGCGCAAAUAUCAUGUGUCCGGGUUUAACUUCUCGUGGAGCGAAGCUUUACCCUGCUGCAGUAGAUACCAUUGUGGCGGUCAUGGCAGAAGGAAAGCAGCACGCUCUGUGUGUCGGAGUCAUGAAGAUGGCUGCAGAGGACAUUGAGAAGGUCAACAAAGGAAUUGGCAUUGAAAAUAUCCAUUAUUUAAAUGAUGGUCUAUGGCACAUGAAGACAUAUAAGUGAGCCGUAGAAGGAAUGUACUUGGGUUAAAUAUAGAUAAUUGUGUUUGUAUACGUGUUUGUGUCUGUGUGUGACAGCAUGAAAACAGUGCCUCUGUAGUUAUGCUGAAUAAACUCAACAUACGCCUUUAAAAAAAAAAAAAAAACACCCAGGGUCCUGCUACCACAGCAGAGAAUUGAAAUUGGGGGAAAAUUGUAGUUAUCUGCUAUACUCUGGAAUCAGACUGGAGUGGCUACUGCUCUGUGAACCUGGGCAGCCUCCAUCGUUUCUCCUGGCUUACUUGUUAGAAAGCUUAGAAUCAUCAAGAAUGGGUCAAACAUCAGGAUGCGUGCCACAGGGGUCCCCACAAGACCAACCUCAGGCCUGUUCCUGCCUUUUUUUCCUAGGCUUGUGUCACUACCCUCUUCUUCCUCUUCUAUUGAACAAGAAUUGCCAGCAACCUUCAAUUCCUUUAGUGGCAAAAAGAUUCCAGAAAGAACUAGGACCUUGUUAAAGACCUGAGUUCAAUGUGCCAGGCACUGUGCUGAGGGCAUUAUAAGGACCUUCACUUCCCCUAGCAGCUCUGUGAGGGAGGUGCUGUUGCCGUUCUGACAAAUGAGAAAACUGUAACUCAGAGAGGGAACUGUCUCCCCCAGAGUCUCCCAGCUAAAAGCGGCAGAGCCUAUAUUUCCAAUACUAGGGACCGCCUUCUUCUGACUCUCAAUUUUCUCUGGAUCUCAGUUCCCUCUUCUAAAAAAUUAGAGGGGUUGGGAUAGCUCUGAUGGGCUCUUCCCAUCCUAAUACCCCCACCAAACUGGAGAAAUCAAGGCUGAACCCCUGGGCCUCUGGGCUUCUGACCAUGACCAUAGACAUGCCCUCCUCUAUCCGGGGGCUGACAGGUGGGAGGGACAGCUCCACACUGGGGAGUGAACUUACCCAGCCUCUCU